UCCCAACUACUUACACUAGUAAAUUACAUUACUUUGUACGGCCGUUCAACGUCCGCCCCAACGCGCAUAAUCUUAAAGCUCUUGAUAUCUUCAAAGUCUUCCUUAAUACUCCUCACAAUCACUUCUUAUAUGUCAUCCGGUGCAUUCACAAGCCAUAUUCAGGAUCGAAACUGUGCAUUUUCAUCUAGCCCACCGCACACUUUCUUACUUUCUCCUCCACCACCACCUCGCUCAAAGCGUGUUUUAAAAGCCCAACCCCCUUCCCCGCCACCUGCGCGUCGUCUUCGAUCGCUAACGGGGCCAACCAAAUCGGAUAAUCCAAGUCCUCAAGUAUACACUACUCCUGCUUUGCUCACGCCUGGACUCAAAACUGCUGGCUCCGUUCACACACAUUUCGAUAUCGGCAAUAGUUCAGGCUACACCGUCGCUAUCGAGACAUUUUCCAACCAUUACGCCGCUGAACACUUAUUCGAAACCAAGACCUCCAUACCCAACACACCCUCUCGUCCUCCUCGCUCUAAAUCUAUCCGUAAAUUGCCCUCCAAAGUGAACAUGGUUAUUGGUUCGAUACUCAAAUCAUCCAAACCCUCAGUCUCUGGGUCGGGUUCAGGGGCAAAGACACCCCUUGGAUCCAGUUCGAAUGUUCUCGCAAGGACUACGUCGCGAACGCCACCAACGACCCAGCCCCCGUCUACUACCAGCGGGCGUCGUGGCUCAGUUCCCAACAUCCCUUUCUCUUCUUCUCGUUCUGGUAAGGGUGACAAGGAGAAGGAGCCAAGUAAUCAGAACAGGAAACGGUACCCUUUACCUGUUCCUUACUCUACGAUCGUCGAGAUGGACCAGAUCCUAGGUGAUACCCGCUCUAAGAAGCAUGUAGCAGUUUUCGUCAAUACUCCCUGUGGUGCUGGUGCGAAUGAGCGGGGUGCCACUGGGAAAGGUCCUUUGCCAUAUAUCGGCGCGGAUGGACGUAUGUGGCGAGACAGGGAAGAGGAGCUAGAAUAUGCUGCAUUGUUGAAGAGCGAUGACAUUGAUCGACGAGGUAGCGGAAGCUCGGCUGAAGAGGAAGAGCGUGCCAAGGGCAGGUGGAAGGUAUUCGGGAAUGGUCCGACCAGUAAGCCAGGAUAUCAUGUUGUUUUGACACCGAAUACACCUGGGAGUGCCGGAACCACUUCAUCGUCGGGCUCAUCAUACUAUCGUGACGACGCGGAACUCUCUCCAUCUUCGCCUGAUUUCCCUGCCUACUCCUUCCCCUCUGCCCAACCCCGUGCCUUCCAGCUGCCUUCAUCCAUUCAUGAUUUUUCUACAUCUCGUUCAAGCACCCCCCCAGUUCCACGGCAACGACGCCGACCAUCACCUCUCCCUGUUUCGUCUGAUGCUCUCGUUCCUCCACCUCCUGCGCCUAUACACCGCGUGGCCUCAGGAUCAGCUCCUUUAGCACCUGCUAUCGACGAUUUCCUUGCAUCAUCCUUCGCUCCUCCCCCUGCUUCUCCCGACCCUCGUGCAGAGCGCAGGCGAUAUGACGUCAGCCCAGCACCUACCAAUCCUAGCCCUCGGUCCACCGCGCCUCCAGGUAUUCCUGCCGGCUUUGAUAUUUUCCCUCCACCGAGAUCAUCCUCACGUCAUGAGGGUAAGAAACUCCAUGAAGAAAAGACCUCGAAUGGUUUCCUUUCGAAUGUCUUUUCUAAGAAAGGUAGUAAGGUCUGAACGAAUUCUUCUUGGACUCACUUUUCGUACUUACUGGCUGCGGGGUUUUACUCUUUUUAUAUCCCGGACGGGUUGUAUUU
Cantharellus anzutake is the source of this 1784-nucleotide messenger RNA. RefSeq lists its product as uncharacterized. The record is from RefSeq and is a predicted model, not a curated record. The coding region runs from base 130 to 1704 and encodes 524 amino acids. NCBI's taxonomy places the organism in Eukaryota, Fungi, Basidiomycota, Agaricomycetes, Cantharellales, Hydnaceae. The transcript is spliced from 8 exons.